UAGACACUAUUUGAUGAAGCCUAACCUCAGAAUUUCGACUGAUUCACUUUAAUCGUCUACACUGUGAUAACAUGAAUUGAUAAAUCCGUAUUAAUUAAACACCACAUAGAAAUAAAUUACUAACUAUCAAAAUGGGUAUAAUAUUUGGUAAAAGAAAGCACGCCUCACGAGUUACAGAGCAAGAUAAAGCGGUCCUGCAAUUAAAACAACAACGAGAUAAACUGAAACAGUACCAAAAGAAAAUAGAAUUAGCUCUAGCCAAAGAUAGGGAAUUAGCGAAACAAUUACUGACAGAAGGGAAAAAAGACCGUGCUAAACUAUUGUUACGUAAGAAAAGAUAUCAAGAGCAGCUGCUGGAGCGUACGGACGGGCAGCUGGAAAAUUUGGAACGUAUGACGCACGAUUUAGAAUUUGCGCAAGUGGAGGUACAAGUCAUUAAUGGUCUCAAGCAGGGCAACGAGGCUCUAAAGAAGGUCAACGACUUACUUAAGCUAGAAGAUGUUGAGAGGAUUUUGGAGGAGACACGGGAGGGGGUCGAAAAGCAGGAGGAGAUUAACGCCCUACUUAGCGGCGGACUAACCGAGGAAGAUGAGGAGGCUGUCGAAGCGGAACUGCACGAUAUAAUAGAGCACUCGCUUCCAAAUGUUCCUGAAGGUUUGCUGCCAGUACGUGAAAGUGAGAGUGAAGAAGAAAGUUUACCGGACGUUCCGACCACUCCAGUUAAAGAAAAAAUGAAAAGCAAAGUUAGGGAGCGUGUUGCAUUGGAGGCCUAAAGUACUGUCACUUUUACUGCAAUAAUACAAGUGUUAUUAUAUUUAUAGCUGUAUAUACAUAUUACUUAAUAUAAGAACUAUUUUGUAACUAUCCGUAUAAAAUUACAUGUGAUGGAUAAUGCUUUUUCAAACGUAAAUAAAACUUGUACUUUAAAAUUU
This is a messenger RNA of Photinus pyralis (common eastern firefly), 932 nucleotides long. RefSeq names its product charged multivesicular body protein 6-A (gene Vps20). Lineage: Eukaryota; Metazoa; Arthropoda; Insecta; Coleoptera; Lampyridae. Bases 132 to 773 code for a protein of 213 amino acids. Gene Ontology annotation, cellular component: multivesicular body; ESCRT III complex. Gene Ontology annotation, biological process: vesicle budding from membrane; late endosome to vacuole transport via multivesicular body sorting pathway. The transcript is spliced from 4 exons. The record is from RefSeq and is a predicted model, not a curated record.